AUUAUAUUCAUGUAUUUUUAGGUUAAGUAUGAACGCUGUGACGUCAUCAUGUACACAAACUCGGUCUGUCUGGGUGGAAUAAUUUCUCUUGGCUGUUGACGAAGACCACCACCACGACAUAAAGGUGUGAGUGGAUGGAAAGGAACAUUAUGGUAGCAUCAGGAGGCCAUCCCACACAAGAGGCAGAACAAUUCCUCACAACUGUAUAAGUCAGGACAGUAUGAGGAUUAGUGAACAUCUUCAGGAGAACAUUGUAAACAAGAUUAAGGUAAAUUGUCAACUCUCCAAGUCUUAAGUUACAAAUAUGAAAGUCAAGUUGGUGUUCUAGGAAACAGUGAGAAUAAAAAGAAGGUUCACACAAGUGAAUCUUUCUCCUGACAAUACCAGUUAAUGUGAUGCACUGUGUUAUAUAAUGUCUAAUUACAGUAUGAUGAGUGUUGUAAUGUUUCUACCUAAACAACUACCUUGUGACUUGUGCUUGUGUACACUGCUGAUAAAAGUUUCAAUAUAUAAAUGUGACAAGUGUUUGUCUGCUGUGCUUGUGUACUGGUGAGAUAAGUUCACUUGGGGUAAAUAUUCUCACACAAGUCAGCUCAAAAACCACAUAUGUGUGUAGAAUUAUUAAUGUAAAUCUAGCUGUGAAGAGUGGAGAACUUUUUAUACAAUACAAAAGUUACCCAAACGUGUGACACUGAAGGAAAUGUUUUCUUGUAUGGAGUGUUGUAAAGUGUGUAAAAGAUGGCCCAGUUUAUGAAUGAAAUAGCUGGACAUAGCGGCCAAAAUAAUUAUGAGUGUGUACAGUGUGGUGAAUUAUUUUACAGUAAUGAUUCAUUGAAGAUGCAUAGCUGUAUGGCUGAACACACUGAUGAGAUAAAUAUUAAGUGUGAAGAGUUUGAUGAAAGCUUUAACAGUAACUAUGAUGAGAUUAAUAUUAAGUGUGAAGAGCUUGAUGAAAGCUUUAACAGUAACUAUGAUGUGACACAACAUGUGACUGUUAAUGAGAUUUAUAUUAAGUGUGAAGAGCUUGAUGAAAGCUUUAACAGUAACUAUGAUGUGACACAACAUGUGACUGUUGAUGAGGUAAAUAUUAAGUGUGAAGAGCUUGAUGAAAGCUUUAACAGUAACUAUGAUGUGACACAACAUGUGACUGUUGAUGAGAUUAAUAUUAAGUGUGAAGAGCUUGAUGAAAGCUUUAACAGUAACUAUGAUGUGACACAACAUGUGACUGUUGAUGAGAUUAAUAUUAAGUGUGAAGAGCUUGAUGAAAGCUUUAACAGUAACUAUGAUGUGACACAACAUGUGACUGUUAAUGAGAUUAAUAUUAAGUGUCUCAAAAGUGGUAAAAGUUAUGACAAAAAAGAACAACUAAAGCAUCAUAUGGCUGUACACACUGGUGAGAAGAAUUUUAAGUGUGAAGAGUGUGGUAAAAGUUAUUCCAGAAAGGGCUAUCUGAAGCAGCAUAUGGCUGUACAUGCUGGUGAGAAGAAUUUUAAGUGUGAAGAGUGUGGUAAAUGUUAUUCCACAAAGGGCAGUCUGAAGUAUCAUAUGGCGGUACACACUGGUGAGAAGAAUUUUAAGUGUCAAGAGUGUGGUAAAAGUUAUUCCAGUAAGAGCCAUCUGAAGCAGCAUAUGAUUGUACACGCUGGUGUGAAGAAUGUUAAGUGUGAAGAGUGUGGUAAAAGUUAUUCCAGUAAGAGCAUUCUCAAGCAGCAUAUGAUUGUACACACUGGUGAGAAGAAUUUUAAGUGUGAAGAGUGUGGUAAAAGUUAUUCCAGUAAAAGCAUUCUGAAGCAGCAUAAGGUUGUACACACUGGUGAGAAGAAUUUUAAGUGUGAAGAGUGUGGUAAAAGUUAUUCCAGUAAGAGCAAUCUGAAGCAGCAUAUUGUUGUUCACACUGAUGAGAAGAAUUUUAAGUGUGACGAGUGCGGUAAAUGUUAUUCCAGUAAGAGCCUUCUGAAGCAGCAUAUGGUUGUACACACUGGUGAGAAGGAUUUUAAGUGUGAAGAGUGUGGUAAAUAUUUUUCCAGAAAAAAUGAUCUGAAGAAGCAUAUGAUUGUACACACUGGUGAGAAGAAUUUUAAGUGUGAAGAGUGUGGUAAAUAUUUUUCCAGAAAAAGUGAUCUGAAGAAGCAUAUGAUUGUACACACUGGUGAGAAGAAUUUUAAGUGUAAAGAUUGUGGUAAAUGUUAUUCCAGAAAGAGCCAUCUGAAGCAUCAUGUGGUUGUACACACCGGUGAGAAGAAUUUUAAGUGCAAAGAGUGUGGUAAAUGUUAUUCCAGAAAGAGCAUUCUGAAGCAUCAUAUGGUUGUACACACCGGUGAGAAGAAUUUUAAGUGUAAAGAGUGUGGUAAAUGUUAUUAUACAAAGGGUCUUCUGAAGAGACAUAUGGCUGUACACACUGAUGAGAAGGAUCUUACAUGAAAUUUGUAGGGAAAGGUCUUAC
This is a messenger RNA of Homarus americanus (American lobster), 2443 nucleotides long. Its product is annotated as gastrula zinc finger protein XlCGF46.1-like. Lineage: Eukaryota; Metazoa; Arthropoda; Malacostraca; Decapoda; Nephropidae. The record is from RefSeq and is a predicted model, not a curated record. The transcript has 2 exons. Gene Ontology annotation, cellular component: nucleus. Bases 739 to 2421 code for a protein of 560 amino acids.